Molecule: messenger RNA, 2952 nt
Organism: Nematocida major
Lineage: Eukaryota; Fungi; Microsporidia
Exons: 1
Coding region: 1-2952 (983 amino acids)
Source: RefSeq, a predicted model, not a curated record
AUGAAGCUGUACGAACUAAGAAAAGAAGUGAAUCAAAUGUCGAGCACGCUGGAGGAGUACAUUGUUUCCUCCCAGACCCCGCCGUCUAAGGAGCUUGAGUCCAUUCGGGACAAAAUACGAAGCAUGCACGAGGAGUCGCAGAAAGUAGACGCGGUCUCGGAGUAUUUAAUGGUAGACAGGCACGUGCUGGGAAUGGCUUUCACGCGGGCCCUUCUUUUGAUUCGAAUCCUAUCUCCAAAAACAGACAUUGAGAUGAAUCUCGGGUGUCUGCAGAGAAACCUAAAGCCAAGCAUGCUGCAGAUGGGCGGGAAAGAGAUACUUUUGGAGGCAGUAUACAUAUACAUUCUGGACAACCAGCAGUCGCAGGAGAUAAUCGAGGUAGUGCGCAUGCUGAAGAACAAGCUGCAGAUAAAGAAAAUGAUCACGAAGAAAACCACAGAGCUUGAGAAAAUGAUACAAAUUCGCGUGAGCCAGAUAGUAGAGACCAAGGUGAAGGAGGUGCUUCCAAUAACACAGUGCGAGACGCCAAACUCGCUGAUCAUGGCUCUGAGCACAAUCCUGGAGGUGGACAGCAUAAAGUACAUGGAGGACAUUCUGGCUAAUAACGUGCACCCGCCUGUUGACAUCAGAAACAUACUGCGGCAGCUGAUCCUUAUUGAGAGCGUGGAGAUCACCAACGAGUAUCUGGAGGUGUACUAUCUGAUGCUGUGCAUGCUGUCCAAGUACGUAUCCCUGCGCAAGAAGCGAGACCUAGUCAACAGCAAAGACGCCAUAUACGAAAUACUGGACGACGACUGCGUGGGGAUCAUGGUCCGCAUACUGGAGAAGGAGUGUGUGCCCAGCAGGAUUCGGGUGGAGAUCAUGAACAUUCUUGUAGAAAGCGACAUACAGACCAUAAACUACAUGCACGUCUCCGUCGACAGCGCCAAGCUGAUCUCGUUUAUCCGGUACGUGGUGAAGAACAGCGACCAGGUUGGCCUGCUCAUGGAAAUACUUGAGGCGCUGGAGAUAGAAAUAACGGACGAUGGAAACGAAACAGAAAUAUCGAACCUCAUUGUGAUAAUGGACUUCCUGAACAUUAUUUUGCGCACAUACACGAGCAGCGCAGAGUCCGCGAGCAGCGAGUGCAUGCCCGGAUACCUGGACCAGUCAAAGAGGUGCUUGGACCCGGGAAGCAGCGCCCACGCUCUGCAAAUGUCCAGCCUGUCCAGGCUAAAUGCAGCUGUCAGCAACAGCAUAUCCCUGGAGAGGUACAUUGGAACCAGCAUCAUGGAGGUGUACAACAGCAUAAUACCAAAUGUUUCCAACCCCAUUAUUAUAUACACGUACCUCAAGAUAUUCAGCAAGCUGCUAACGGCAGUCGACGCGGCAGACCCAUCCCUGCACUACUAUGGGUCUGUAAGCAACCGAAACAGCCUGCUUAGCCACAGCAUAAACGCGCUGGGGUCUGUGCUGCGGAGCCUCAGCAUGUACGUGGUGCAGGGCGACACGCUGUACGCUGAAGUGCCUGCUGUGAAGCUGUACGACCUGGAGAGCCCGCACAGCGCAAUAUGCAUGGAGGCAGCCCCCAACAGCAAAGACAUUAUGCUGGAGUCUGUGCGGAUGCUGUUCUUUAUCAUACUCCAGCUGCCCGAGCCCAUAAAAAACACAAUAAGCACAAGCUACGUGCUGAACAUCGUGUUCCGGGCAAUCAGCCUGGACAGCGAGCCUGUGCCAAGCGACAUACUGGCGUUCGUGAGAGGCUUUUUCACGGCGCCUAUUUUGCACAAGCUGGCAAACUCGCUGGGCGGAAAUCUGUAUGCGUUUAUCUCGAUGCUUAUUGCAAAGGGCGAGCUGGAGACUGUGUACAAUCUGGUGCAGAACAGCAACAAGCUGUACAAGGGGAUUCUGUGCAAGGACAUUUUGACCGAGGAAAUUUUUGUCGAGCACAAAGAGGAAAACGUGCUGUACAGCCUGCUAAGCACAAUGAUCAUGCAGUACUACACAGAAAACAGCACGCUCAACAACAGCGAGCUGAAUGCAAAAAUUGUGGAGCUGUACAACUCAGUGUGCAACCACGUAAAAAAGAGCCCGCAAAUGCCAGCCUUUCUGCGGGAAAGCCGAGAGUUCGGGUACUUUUUCAAAAUGCUGUGCGUGGUUGGAAAGGAGCUGGAGCUCGACUGCAGCGGAAUGCUUAGGCUCCUGCUGGCUGCAGCCGGCGCCCCAAAUGCAAGCGUAGACGAGUGCCAGGGCGCGGUUCUGUACAACAGCAGCAGCCGAAACAUAUCUGAGCUGUACUACUUCUACCACUUUGUAUGCAAGGGCGUUAGGCUGGACAGGAAGCUUACGCUAGACAAGACUGAAUCGGGCAGCGGCUGCGGGCUUCUGUGCAUGAACGAAAUGCAAAACUCGCAUGGCAGCAACAUUUUGAAGUAUCUGGCGCUCGUGGCGCUCGACGGGGAGCAGGUUAAGGAAAAAAGCCACAUCCAAAUGUACAAGGACCUUGACCUUUCUGCAGUUUCUGCGGGAGAGCGCGCCCUGUUCACCAACCAGAUAUACAGGAGCAUGUUUCUGACUGGGCGGGUGCAAACGGGAAACUACACAGGCCUGAGCCCGAGCAGCAGCACGUGCAAGACAGCGGGCAGCGAGCCUGCCGAAGGAAAGCCUGCCAAGAAAGAGAGCCAGAAAGAAGACGGAGCAAUGCUUGGUGGCGUGUGUGCAAAAGAGUACUCGUAUGCGGAUAUGUCCAUUAGAUCGGCCAUAAAAGCCACGAUGGACACAGGCGCGCCCCACAUUCUUCCGCACACGAUUCUGUCGGUUGGAGAGCCCGGCCUGGUUUCGGCGCUUCUGUAUACGCUGUACAGCAAGUCCCCUAACUCUGCCGUUGUGCUUUCAUACAUCAAGAAGAUGCGAAAAUACACAAAAAAUGACAGCACGGUGUACACGAGGGUUCUUUCGUCUAUUAUACUAUGA